AUGAGUUUGCAACCAGAUAAGACGGUCUCGCAGCAGCCACAGACUACAUCAAAAAAGUCAGAAUCAAGAUUGAAAUAUGCCUUUGCCCAGAACACUGCUUUGAGGGCACUUGAUCGAAAGGUCUUAGAAGAAGGCCUUCGAAUGCAAUGGAAAUUUUUCUCCGAGGACGAUAAAAUGUUUGGCUCGUUGAGUAUUCGAGGUGGUUACGUCGCUCAUAAUAUCGGCACCUGGCCAUGGAUUCCGGGCGCGAAAGAAGAACAGGCGUUUGUGGAUGCGUACGAAAAUAUGGUUAAGAAUGUCCAAGGUAUACCUGCAGAAGAGAUCGACAACUAUUCUGCUUAUAUGGAGCAUCGUUUACGCUUGGCAACGUCGAUUGAUGGCGGAAAGACCCUUGGUCCACUUUUACAUGAAGUACUUUCCAAUAAAGUGAGCAACCCUGAAAUGAGAAUUGCUGCCACUGAAAUUAAGGAACUUAAGUUUCAAGCAGCAAAAGCCCUGCACCCUGAAAGAUAUGUCAAUACAAAUGCCAAUGAUGACAUGAACGUCGAGCAUUCUCGAAAGAAGCGGAAGACUUCGAAGGAAGUGACAGCAAAGAGUUUAGACGGCAGAAGCUUCGCGUUGUUGGCGACGAAGACGAAGACGGUCUGGGAAUGGAGGGAAACAGCAAUGAUGGGGACUAUUCUACUAAAAAAACAUGGUAGCUAUACUGUCGACGCCAAACCCCUUCAAGAUGGGAAGUCCCAGUCUCAAUCAAGUUCAAAGCAAAACAUCGAGAGUCGGGCAAUGGGAGCAGACAAACAUUUGACAAACGAAUUGCCACCUUCUAAAAGAAGAAGCUUGAUGGUAGUUGAAGAUUAUACAAAAGCAUCGGAGGAAGGCGAUGAAAAGACGUCGGUCCCCUUUGACACUCGCAUUUCCGCUCGCACUCCUGAUCUCGGAACCGCUUCUUUUGGCACACGAACAUCUGGUCUUCGCACUUCUCGCCUUCGCACUUCGAUACUGGUAAUCCUAACACUCGAAGCUCUGAAUCCCGCACCCUUCAGGAUCCCCUUGUCAGAUUUCACAAAACCACUCGCUUUACUCGGCAAACCGAACAAGAAAAGAACAAUGACGGACGAAGCAGAGGUUGAGGGAUAA
Messenger RNA from Botrytis sinoallii, 1137 nucleotides. RefSeq lists its product as uncharacterized. The transcript has 6 exons. NCBI's taxonomy places the organism in Eukaryota, Fungi, Ascomycota, Leotiomycetes, Helotiales, Sclerotiniaceae. The record is from RefSeq and is a predicted model, not a curated record. The coding region runs from base 1 to 1137 and encodes 378 amino acids.